Molecule: messenger RNA, 1479 nt
Organism: Pocillopora verrucosa
Lineage: Eukaryota; Metazoa; Cnidaria; Anthozoa; Scleractinia; Pocilloporidae
Product: peroxisomal membrane protein PEX13
Biological process (GO): protein import into peroxisome matrix, docking
Cellular component (GO): peroxisomal membrane; peroxisome; peroxisomal importomer complex
Molecular function (GO): protein binding
Source: RefSeq, a predicted model, not a curated record
UUUGUUUCGUAACGUGUAAUGGCUUCUUAACGCUAACAUUUUCGGAGUUUAGUUCAAUUUUCUGGGAUGUCUGCUCCUCCAAAACCUUGGGAAGGAGUAGGAACAAAUGCCAGGUCAAGUUCUGUUGCGUUUGAUUCGCCAUCUCGACCUCCGAUAGGGGCAUCUGGUCCAAGACCGAGUGCUCUGCGAAGUUCGUUCAAUCCAAGCAAAAUGGAUUCUUCCACAAGCAAUGGUACUUCUGUGGCAAAAGUACCUCCUUUACCGCCACGACCUCAAACACGGAGGUCCACUAGUAGUAUGAUGUAUGGAGGGUCGAGAUAUGGUUAUGGUGGAAGUAUGUAUGGAGGUUACAGUGGCAUGUAUGGAGGGGGAAUGGGAGGUUAUGGAGGAAUGUAUGGAGGUGGUUAUGGGGGUUAUGGUGGAUAUGGAUUUGGCAUGAAUCGUUAUGGUAAUGCCAUGAACCAAUCAGGAACAAGUUCUUUUGUAAGCCAGGCAGAAGAAAGUAGCCGAGCAGCUUUUCAGUCAAUUGAAUCUAUUGUGCAGGCAUUUGGAUCUGUUGCCAUGAUGUUGGAAUCAACUCACUUUGCUAUGCAUAACACAUUUCAUGCUGUUUUAAGCAUGGCAGAUCAUUUCAGUAGACUACGGGCUCAUCUAGUCAGCGUGCUUGGUGCAUUUACUCUGUUCAAGGUCAUAAGAUAUGUUUUUAGAAAGAUCAAAGCUUUAUUUGGUGUAAGCCAGAGUCUUGAAGAAGAACUUUGGAACAGUGCAGAAACUGCUGUUAUAUCUUCAAGUGAAAAGGGUGACUCCAGAAAGCCAAGAUCAUGGCCCAUUUUGCUCUUCUUUGGAGUUGUGCUCGGUACACCACUGAUUAUAUGGAAGUUAUUACAGUCUCUGCUUAAUGACGAGAGUAAAACCAAAGACUGGAAGACAGGAGAGGGAGACCAUGUUAUUGCCAGAGCAGAGUAUGAUUUUGAUGGUGAAAAUGAUGAGGAGUUGUCAUUCCGUGCUGGUGACAUUCUUCGACUUGCUCCCAAGGGAAAGCAGCCACGCAUUAGAGGUUGGCUCUUGGGUAGUCUUGAUGGCAGCAGUGAGGGAAUUGUACCUGCUAAUUAUGUUAAGAUUCUGGGUCUGCGUCGUGCAAAGAAGGAACUAAAAGACUCCCAGGAGGAGAAAACUGAAGAAUCAGAGACUUCUCAAGCAGAUCGAAGUAGGACAUUUGAUGAUAAAAUGGAUAAUGAAUAUGAUCAAAUAGUAGAGAAGACAGAUGGUAGUAGUUUCCUUCCAUCCCAGGACUUGCUUACUGAAGAUUCAUUGAAUGAAAGAACUCUUGUAGAUGAUGGCCUUUCAGACACUGAUUUUCAAAAUUUUGUUGAAGAACAAGUUUAGUGCCUUUAGUUUGAUGCUUUGUCUUCAUUAGAUUUUUUUCAUUGAUUCAAGUUGAUUCCCAGAACUCUCUUCUGUGAAGAUAUUAGGAUUAGG